Messenger RNA from Mycena citricolor, 1493 nucleotides. NCBI's taxonomy places the organism in Eukaryota, Fungi, Basidiomycota, Agaricomycetes, Agaricales, Mycenaceae. The record is from the annotation of a GenBank genome assembly.
GCAUGGAUUCAGAGGCUGUGCAGCCGAGGUGUGUCGUCCCGCAACUGCUUUGACGCGGGUCCCCCCGUGCUUCCCUCCCCCGCCUCCGAACCCUGAACGACACGGAAGGAGCCGGACAGCAAGCAUGCAACAGCACGCAACGGACUUGACGAGCCUUCUCGGUCUAGGGUCCCGCGGGCUAGAGUCGUUGGCAUGACCCAAAGAAUCACUCAUCACUGGAACGGUAGAUCCGACACUGGAAUUCUGCGCGUACUGUAUGCGAUCUGAUGGACGAUCUCCCAUACUCCUUAUCAGCGUCGACUGUUGGACAUCGACUUGCUUCUUGCGGGUUCUAUCAUAUGUUUGGACAUUCCACCCAUGUCAAGUUCGGGCGCCCUCGACACUGCGCUCGGCGGAAAUACUUGCACCUCGACGAUAGCCGCCACGGGCCAUAAACGCUCUCCACGAAAGGCUUUAAAGCGGAGAACAAGACCGGAAUGAAAACUGCAGGCAUGCUCGACGUCCCCAACAAUGGCACUCGCGGCUUUGUCGUGGUGGUGCAUUCGCACCUCGCGACGACGUCCACCUUCCUCAUCCAAGUCUACACCUUGCUACGCGCGAAUCUCAUGGCGGCCAACCGCAGCCCCAGCCUCAGAGAACGCUGCACUGUCUCCCUGCGCGUCUGUACAGACGUCGACCCGUGCGCCACCCGAUCCAAGCUCCCCACCGACCUCUUCUCCACGGCCGGCCGCACCCCACCCGCGUCCCCGAUGUGCGUCGCAGCGAACCGCCGCAGCUGUGUGCCUCCGCCGCUGCCGCCUCCGCCGCGCGCAACCGAGAGUGGCCCCUCCGCAUCCGAAUCGACGUCCUCCGGGCCGUCCGCGCGGCAGUUGAUCCCGCACCUGCACACCCUCUGCGCCUUCGACCAGCCGCAGGCGUUUGCCACGGACAGCGCGGCGCUGCCUGCGGGCAACUGGACGCACGCCGUGCGCAUCCUGCGCGCGUCGAAGGCGCACCUGCCCGGCAGCCUGCGCAUCUCCGACCUCGGCCCGGCGCAGGUCCUGGACCUGUUCGAGCGCCCGCGCAACAUCGACGCGUGGGCGCGCGACGGCGGCCUGCCGCUGCGCCGCCACCACUUGUUGCUGGUGCGCGAUUUCCUGGCGCUGGCGCUGCCGUACUACUCGACCACCGUCACGCUCUCGGACGACGGGGACGACGUCGAUCUGGGCGACGCGUACCCCUUUGAGCAGCUGGGGCUGCCGCCGGUGUAUGAGUCCCGCACGGAUCCGGUGCGCAUGCUGCUCGUGGGUCCGGUGCGCGCGGUGCGCGCGGUGCUGGCGAUUGCCCUGGUGUACACCGCCUAUGCCUCGGGGAGGAAGCUGCGGUAUGUCAUGGAUUGUGUGGGGGACGAGGGCGACGACGCAGAGGUCUGCGCGGUCCUCGGUCCUGACUCUAAGAUGGGGCUUACAGACCAGGCAUUGGACGAGCUUCAAGCCAUCGUGAAUAGUCUGUAA